Molecule: messenger RNA, 1116 nt
Organism: Coccomyxa subellipsoidea C-169
Lineage: Eukaryota; Viridiplantae; Chlorophyta; Trebouxiophyceae; Coccomyxaceae
Exons: 1
Source: RefSeq, a predicted model, not a curated record
UUUACCGCUGACACUGCGGCGGCCGGCCCCGGUGCCGGUGCGUUGGCAGGCCCCUUUGCUGGCGCCGAUGCAGGCUUUGCUGUUGCUGCUUUUGAUGCUGCUGCAGGCUUCUUUGUGCUGGCAGCCGGUGCCGGUGCAUUCGCCACGCUGUAAGCCGCCACAGCUUUUGCAGGUGCAGCAGCAGGAGCGCCGGAGCCUGCCGUUGCGGCAGCAGGAGCGCUCCGCUGUGGGGCUGCGUGCCGAGGUGCAGGAGCACCGGCAGCUGCGGCUGCCGCGGCAGCUUUUGUUGCGGGUGCCGUUGCAGGCGCUGCAGCUUUGGUCGCUGGCUUUGGCGCAGGCUGUGGUGCAGCGACGGCUGCAACCGCCACCGACCCCUGUGCAGGAGCGGGAGCUGGGGGCAGCGACACAGAGCCGCGCAGGGGUGUGCUUGCGGCUGUGCGUGCAGCGGUGGAGGGUGCAGGGGCUGGAGUGCCACGAACGCGCGGCUCAGCCGCAGCCGGUACCGCUGCCGGCGGCUGCGUCUUCGGCGCUGUCGGCUGUGGGCGGGCUGUUGUGGGAGCCUGUGACGGUGCAGGUGCGCCUCCUGCUGCCGCCACUAGUGUUGCGGCUGCCUUGGGAGCCUUUGCAGGGGCCGUGGGCACCGGUGCUGCUGCUUUUGACGAGGCAAGUGGCCGCACAGACGAUGCUGGGGCCACAGCUGGGGCUCGCACAGCACCCGGCUGAGGGGCAGCUGCGGUGGACGCCGGCGGCAGAGCUGUGUAGGCAAGCGCGGCAGGCUGCAGGGCCGGCGGCGCAGUCGAGGGCUUUGCCGCUGCCGGCUUUGCCGCUGCCGGCUUCGCCGCUGCCGGAGUUGCUGCCACGGGAGGCAAUGCUGGUAGCGCCACAGCUGGCAGAGCAGAAGAGGAAGCUGCCUGAGUAGCUACCGCCGGGGCCGGGGCUGGGGCUGGGGCCGGGGCCGGCACGGGCGCGAGGGCAGCUGCUGUUGCCGCGGCGGCUGCCGCCGGCUUCCCGGGCGUGAUGGGAACCGUGCCGCCUAGGACGGGAAUGGGCCCGGCCGGCAUGGAGGCUGCUGCGGUCGCUGGUGCGGUGACGGGCGGCUGCAGCGCUGCAAUGGCG